Molecule: messenger RNA, 1147 nt
Organism: Caenorhabditis angaria
Lineage: Eukaryota; Metazoa; Nematoda; Chromadorea; Rhabditida; Rhabditidae
Source: the annotation of a GenBank genome assembly
AUGCGAAUUUGUUUUCAACUUUUAUUUUUAUUAUAUUUUAUAUUUAUAAAAAAGAGUUUACAAAAAGGUGAGUAUUUUGAAAUUUAUCUCAUGAAGUUUCAGUUAAUUUUUCCGCAGAAAAAAUUGAGUUCCAAACAAAAAACAAUUUUCUAGCCGCUUAUCUUCGUGAUCGUCCACGUGGCCUUGGUCUUCUUCAAAUCCCAACAGGAAUCUCUGACGAACGUUCGAAACCAUUUUUUCCGAAUUUGAGUAUCGCUGGAAAUAAGAUCGGAAAUAAACCACAAACAGUUCCUGAUAUCAGUUUACCCGGUCAAACUGCAAACUUUACCGGAUUGUCCAGUUUUCACCCGUUUACACAUAUUUUGUCGGCGACUUAUACGGAAGAUUUAUCCGAUAGUUGGGGAUCUGGAUUUGCUGUUAAUGUAAGUAUCUACUCUGGGAUGGGAAAAGGUUCUGAAGAAUAUUGAUUAGAAAUAAUAAAAAUUCUUUCCAUACUUUGAGGUUUUAAUAGAACUACAGUAAUCAUUUGCCAGCUUGUUCGAAACAAUGAAGUUCCAGGAUUUUUUGUGAACCUAGUACACUGUGUGAAAAAAUAACCUUUGAAAUGACAUCUUUUGCCAGUUACCGUAGUUUCCUUUCUGCCCUGAAUUCCACCUUUUUCAGGGUGCAAAUACUCUUGGUCUAAAUGUUCGCAAAAACUUUGAUUCAUACGCUGAUCUUCCACUUAACAUCAACGAUGGAUUAUAUCAACCAUUUAUCCUUACUUCAAUGAUUGGAGGCGAAUACGAUUUAUCGAAAGUUGUCGAAUUAUCUGGAAGUUUGGAUCUACCAAUUCCAGGAUUAAAUGAGAUAUUUGAUUUGGAUGGAAGAUAUAUGAAUAAGGGUUAGAUAGAUCUUUGAGUUGAGAAACAAUUCUAAUCUCGUAUUUUCAGUGCAAGGCCUAAUCAACACUGCUCUCGAAUUUCCUCUAACUUUGACUGAUCCAAAUGAGCGAGGUCUUUAUACUUUCAAAUAUGUCAAUUUUUCACCAGAUCGUCACGCGCAUUAUGGACAUGUUGUGCCAAAUGUGAAUUUAUUUGUGGUCGGAAAAGACAAAAUUAUGGAUCGAUUGAUGAGGAAUAAUUUGAAUCCGACACUUUUGGGAUGA